This is a messenger RNA of Cryptosporidium muris RN66, 1074 nucleotides long. RefSeq names its product initiation factor 2 subunit family protein. The transcript has a single exon. Gene Ontology annotation, cellular component: eukaryotic translation initiation factor 2B complex. Gene Ontology annotation, biological process: translational initiation. Gene Ontology annotation, molecular function: translation initiation factor activity; guanyl-nucleotide exchange factor activity. The record is from RefSeq and is a predicted model, not a curated record. The coding region runs from base 1 to 1074 and encodes 357 amino acids. Lineage: Eukaryota; Apicomplexa; Conoidasida; Eucoccidiorida; Cryptosporidiidae.
AUGAAUGAUAAAAAAAAAGCUAAAGAUAACUGGAGAGUUGAUGUAGAUAGUUUAAUUGAAUUACUACGUCGGAGACAGUUAUCAGACUCUCAGAGUCAAGGUAGAAAAAUUUUGGAAGUAUUGAGACAAAUUGUUGAUAGAUAUCCUUGGAAAAAUGCCUAUGAACUUUAUCAAAUCAUUCGUAAAAUUGGAAAUGAAAUUUCAAGUGUAGAUCCAUUAGCUUUUAUUGUUGGAAAUGUUGUUAGGAGAUUACUAAAUGUUAUUCGUAAAGAGUAUGCAAAACUUACUACAUCUCAGGUAAAACAACCGACAUAUUUUGAUAAUAUGAAUCUAUCUGACAUUUGCGAUUCAACAUCUGUAAGUAUGAGCUUACUACGUUCUGCUGUUUUUGAGGGUAUAAAUGAACUUUUACAUGAAUUAGGUCAAUCAUGGGAUUUUGAUUCUAGUCUAGAUAUAUUCCAAACAAAUGAUAAAAUUUUAGUAUAUGGGUAUUCAUCACUUGUAGAACGGUUAUUAAGGAGUAUAUCUAAAAAAAGACAAAAUCUAAUCAUAUUUGUUGUUGAUGGCGAUCCAGAAAGAAAAUCUGAAGAAUUUGUAGUGAAAAUUUCACAUGAUAUCAAUAUAUCUGCUAUCCUAGUAUCUGAUUCAAGUAUAUUUAAUAUUAUGCCUAAAGUAAAUAAAGUUAUUCUUAGUGCUUCAGCAAUAUUUCCUGAUGGAGGAGCAGUAACCCUAUCUGGUGGUUAUUUAAUAGCCCAGACAGCUUCUUACUUCUUUGUUCCUGUAAUAAUGAUAUCUGCAUUAUAUAAAUUAUAUCAUUUCCCUUUAUUUGAUUAUGAAAGAACUAAUUCUAUAGUACCUCCCAAUAUAUUUAUGAACUUAUUAAAACAAAUACCAAAUGUACACUUUGCUAUAAAUAAAUUUGACUUAGUUCCUGGAAAUUUAAUUAGUAUCUUUAUUACAGAAAGUGGAUCUCUUACUCCUUCUCAUUUGUAUGAGCUAAGUAAAUCACGUUUCCAUCUACAUGAUAUAGAUCUAGAUUUUAACUAUUCACUAGAAAAUGGCACUGGAUUAUAA